UACUACUACUAGUAAAAACAUCACAUAAUACACACCUCCCCCCACUACACCUCUUUCCUCCUCGUUCUCACACACUACACGCACUAAAACCACCCGCCACCUUCCCACUCCAAUUACCCAGACGCGCUUCCGAUCAGUAACACCCACCGGGGAACGGCUUGGGUUCUUACUGUCAGUUAAUUGGACCGAAAACAUUAAGUAAAUUGCAAUUAUAAUAAUUUAACGGUAAUGUCUACGCCUCAAGCUCCGUCAAGAGGGGCUGCUGCCGGGGGCCGCCAGAUUCCGCAGCCGAUCAAGCGACACUUACCUUUCUCAUCUAUGAAGCCGCCUUUCGUUCCUCCCGAGGAUUACCACCGGUUCUCCACCCCAGCUGGCGCCGGCACUGAAACUGUCCGGAUUCAGGACGCCGAAGCUAUCGUUGUCAAAUCUCCUCCAAUAAAACGGAAGUCCAGAACAGAUAAUCAUGAAGUUUCAUCUACAGACUGGGCUGCUAGUCCUGGGAAUACUCGUACAGUCAGCAGCCCAAUUUGCACUCCUGUAUCUGCCAAGGGAGGAAAGGCAUACGGCAGAUCAAAGGUCACAAAAGGGGAUAUGUCUGGACCUUCAACUCCUUUGUCCAAUGCAGGUUCUCCUGCUCCUCUCACUCCAGCAGGCAGCUGCCGCUACGACAGCUCUUUGGGUCUUCUGACAAAAAAAUUCAUCAACUUGAUAAAGCAUGCAGAGGAUGGAAUUCUGGAUCUGAACAAGGCAGCAGAGACGUUGGAGGUGCAAAAAAGACGGAUAUAUGACAUUACAAAUGUUCUUGAAGGAAUUGGUCUAAUUGAAAAGAAAUUGAAAAACAGAAUCCAUUGGAAGGGCCUUGAUGCAUCAAGACCAGAUGAAGUGGAAAACGAUGCUUCUAUCUUACAGGCAGAAGUUGAGAAUCUUUCCAUGGAAGAACGAAGAUUAGAUGAUCGCAUCAGAGAGAUGCGAGAAAGAUUGAGGGAUUUGAGUGAAGAUGAAAUCAAUGAAAAAUGGCUUUUUGUGACCGAAGAGGAUAUCAAGACUUUACCUUGCUUUCAGGUACUUUUUUAUUGUUUGGUUAUGAGGCAAUGCCCCUUCAAUGUGCUGAAUGAAACUCUUAUAGCAAUUAAAGCCCCACACGGUACCACUCUAGAAGUCCCAGAUCCUGAUGAGGCUGUUGAUUAUCCACAAAGGAGAUACAGAAUAAUCCUCAGAAGCACAAUGGGGCCCAUUGAUGUCUACCUUGUCAGCCAAUUCGAGGAAAAAUUUGAGGAUGUAAAUGGUGGUGAACCAUCAAUGAGGUAUGCACUUGCUUCCAGUUCAGGUUCAAAUGACAAUCCAGCAGCAGAGACAGCUGUUUAUGAAAAGACUGGGCUGGUGGUAGGCGAACUGGCAGAGCAGGAUACAAGAAUGGCUGCUGAUCUUGAUGCUUCACAUGACUAUGCUGGAGGAAUGAUGAAAAUUGUUCCCUCAGAGGUUGGUAACGACGCAGAUUACUGGCUUCUAUCAGAUGCAGGUGUUAGCAUCACAGACAUGUGGAAGUCAGAUGCUGGUGUUGAAUGGAAUGGGGUAAAUAUGCUUCACGAUGAAUUUGGAAUGAGUGACAUCAGUGAGAGGCCACAGACACCGCCAUCUGGUGUUGUUGACAUGACAUAUCCCGCGGCAAAUGCAACACCUAGGUGAUGUAAUUGUGCACUGAGUUGGAUUUUGAAACUCAAGUCGACUUCAUCAAGUAGUUGCUUAAAGAGAUGCAGGUGGUUUGCAUGAUGAAUCUCUGCAGCAAGGAACUCACAAGAGGAUAACAAUUUAAAAUAUGAGGUAAAGCUAAUGCAGAACAGUUGAGCCAUCCGCGUAGCCCUCUGGCAUGGAGGCCAAUAGAAGUGUCUGAAGUUCGCUUCAGAAAUCUGGAUGUUCAAAGUGAAAGAGUAUAAGCGAAAGUCAUGUGCAAGACCACACAUUCAAAACUAAGAUUAUUUAUUUUGUUUUACAGAACUUCACCAGAUUCUUUCGUGGAAUUUUGCAGUUGUAAAGGGAACUCCCUGAGAAAGGCAAGAGGAGGAUUGGGAGAAGCAUGAUAGAAGUUCAUUGUCAUUGAUUCUGUCUGUCUCCCUCUGGUAAGAUCUGCAUGUCUGCUUCACCUGACAAAACAUGAAAAAUGCACUUUGCCCUGAAUAUAGAUAGGCCUCGAAGCGUUUCUUUCGUCCUUUUGUGACGAGGAUCACGUUAUGUUCCCGAACUAACUGCUGUCAGAUUUGAUCGCGACUUCUAUAGAUUCCUGCGAUUACAGAA
This is a messenger RNA of Coffea eugenioides, 2292 nucleotides long. RefSeq names its product transcription factor E2FA. Gene Ontology annotation, biological process: regulation of transcription by RNA polymerase II. Gene Ontology annotation, molecular function: protein dimerization activity; RNA polymerase II cis-regulatory region sequence-specific DNA binding; DNA-binding transcription factor activity, RNA polymerase II-specific. Bases 229 to 1686 code for a protein of 485 amino acids. Lineage: Eukaryota; Viridiplantae; Streptophyta; Magnoliopsida; Gentianales; Rubiaceae. The record is from RefSeq and is a predicted model, not a curated record. Gene Ontology annotation, cellular component: RNA polymerase II transcription regulator complex. The transcript has 14 exons.